Molecule: messenger RNA, 1146 nt
Organism: Cyanidioschyzon merolae strain 10D
Lineage: Eukaryota; Rhodophyta; Bangiophyceae; Cyanidiales; Cyanidiaceae
Exons: 1
Coding region: 1-1146 (381 amino acids)
Source: RefSeq, a predicted model, not a curated record
AUGAAGUGCCCUUACUUGCUAUGUAGCUCACGACUCGAAGGAACCGAACUGCUCGCUGAGCUACUCGAUGGAGAAGAAACCUACCGUUUUCGAGCGCUCGUGCGGGACCCCUCUAGUAUCGUUUUGGAGAACUGUGACUUUUGGAUCGCAGCCUCCCAGACUGAGGUUCUGUUCGUAGACGCGGCUGAGGUCAGCGCUGCUCUUGCCGAUAUCAGCUACCAACCGGGUGGCAGUUGCUGGAAUGAGAUAAUAGGUGCAGGUGAGUCGUCGACGGACCUGUCUUCGGUGUCAGCGGCUUCCGUUUCGAGGCUUCUCAGCAGGGUGCGCCACUUUUUACGACCGAGCACUCAUGAGGCGGGUUGCUCUGGAACUUCAGUGGAGCAGGCAGCCAAGCAACCCCAAGAGGGGGUAUGUACCGCAAAGCGCAAAGUUGUUCUCUGCCAAAUCCCUCUGAGCUUUGUCUCGCAGAAUGCAACUUCCAGUAUUAGUAAUGAGUUCGAGUUUCGCACCAGACUUGGCAGAAAACUGCCACUUCUGUCAGAUUCUACCCUGCUUCAUGUGUUAGCGGAAUUGGAAUGGUUCAUAUACCGCGAGUUCUACCCGCAGUGCCCGGUUUUCACAGAUGAAGUUCCAGGACAUUUCGAUAAGCAUGGGCACUUCUUCCCCAUGGAUACCUUCGCCGUGAUUUGGGUUCCUGAUACCAACUCUGCUAUUCGCAUGCUAGAGCAGUUUUCAAGUGCGAAACUAUCUUGCAGGGUGCGAGAGAGUGAAACUCGGGAUCAUCAGCAGUUCCUCGACUGGCGUUUCAGGGCGCUGAUAGUUCGGUCGAGAACAGCACGACCCGAAACAGCAGCAAAUCGGGCCGACGAUAAUAAUCGGACGCUUAAGAUUGAUAGCCGCACUCUAGCGAAGACACCAGGAAUAGGGCUAAGGCGGCUCAGGACCCUCGAAGAGCAACCUGUGCUUAUACCGUUCCGACUCCUUGAACGAGAUACGGAUGAAAUAGAUCAACUCACAGAGGAGGAAAUGAUAAUCAUCGUAGGUCUGCGCCGUUUCCUUACUCAGAACCUUUUUCCUGAAGCCGAAUCAGCCACAUCGCUUCUGCAUCUCGAUUUCAUCUCCCACAGAAGACUGUGGUUUGAGUAG